AUGAUGUGCGAGGUGAUGCCCACCAUCAACGAGGGUGACCCCCUGGGGUCCCAACAGGGCCCCGACUCGGAGGCCAACUUCGAGCAGCUAAUGGUGAACAUGCUGGACGAGCGAGACAAGCUGCUGGAAACGCUACGGGAGACCCGGGAGACUCUGGCCUUGACCCAGAGUCGGUUACAGGAGACUGGGCAUGAGCGAGACCAGCUGCAGAGGCAACUCAACUCUGCCCUCCCGCAGGAGUUUGCCACGCUGACGAGAGAACUCAAUGCCUGUCGAGAGCAGCUGCUGGAGAGGGAAGAGGAGAUUUCAGAGCUGAAAGCCGAGCGGAAUAACACCAGGCUCUUGCUGGAGCACCUGGAGUGCCUGGUCUCGAGGCAUGAGCGCUCGCUGAGGAUGACGGUGGUGAAGCGGCAGGCUCAGUCCCCGUCCGGCGUCUCCAGCGAAGUGGAAGUCCUCAAAGCGCUGAAGUCGUUGUUCGAACAUCACAAAGCGCUGGAUGAAAAGGUGAGAGAGCGCUUGCGAGCGGCCUUAGAGCGAGUGGCAACCUUAGAAGAGCAGCUGGCGAGUGCCCAUCAACAGGUAAGAGGGGAGCCGGAGAAGUUGAGGGUCAGAACUGGGUUACUGGAGGGAGGCAAGGCAGGGCCAAGGCAGGAACUCCCCAACGGUUCCAUCCACCCCAACGACGAGGCGAGUCGGGUGGUGGAGCUGCAGGAGCUCCUGGAGAAGCAGAACUUCGAGCUCUCGCAGGCUAAAGAGCGGCUGGCGGGGCUGGUGGCCAGUGUUGCCGAGCUGGAAGAGGAUCUAGGCACCGCCAGGAAGGAUCUUAUCAAAUCAGAAGAGAUGAGCAGCAAGUACCAAAGGGAUCUGCGAGAGGCUCUGGCUCAGAAGGACGACAUGGAGGAGAGGAUCACCACACUGGAGAAGCGCUACCUGGCUGCCCAGAGAGAAGCCACCUCCAUCCACGAUCUCAACGACAAGCUGGAGAACGAGCUGGCCAACAAGGAGUCUCUGCAUCGCCAGUGUGAGGAGAAGGCUCGGCACCUCCAGGAGCUGCUGGAGCUGGCCGAGCAGAAACUGCAGCAAACGAUGAGGAAGGCAGAGACGCUGCCGGAGGUGGAAGCAGAGCUUGCCCAGAGGAUAGCAGCCCUUACCAAGGCAGAGGAGAGGCACGGGAGUAUCGAGGAGCAUCUGCGGCAGCUGGAGAGUCAGCUGGAGGAGAAGAACCAGGAGCUGGCGAGGGCCCGGCAGCGAGAGAAGAUGAACGAGGAGCAUAACAAGCGGCUGUCUGACACGGUGGAUCGGCUGCUGAGCGAGUCCAAUGAGCGGCUGCAGCUUCACUUGAAGGAGCGGAUGGCAGCCUUGGAGGAAAAGAAUACAUUGUUGCAAGAGCUGGAAAGCACCCAAAAGCAGAUCGAGGUGCAGCAGCAUGACAAGAGAAGGUUGUCAGAUGAAAUUGACAAACUGAGGUCGGAGGUUGACCAGCUAAAGACAAGAAGCGGGACAUUUGUGGACAGUGUACAUACGAGGUCCCACGUGGGUAGCGCCACGGACCUCAGGUACCCCCUGAGCACGGUGGUUCACGCCCCCGCCGAGACCUUCGGGACGCCUCCUGGACUGCACCGGCCACAGAUGGGUCGCUUUGCAGCUCUGCGGGAAGAACCUCCCAAGGACUGGGAGCAGACCCAGCCAGGCGGUGUCCUGGCCACCAUGUCUCACACCUUCGACAGCGACCCGGAAAUCUCGGACGUGGAGGAGGAGGAUCCCGAGGCGCUCUUCAGCUCCAUGGACGUGCUGUCCCCCAGCGGGCACUCCGACGCCCAGACCCUAGCCAUCAUGCUGCAGGAGCAGCUGGACGCCAUUAAUGAGGAGAUCAGGAUGAUUCAAGAGGAGAAGGAAUCCACGGAGCUGCGUGCCGAAGAGCUGGAGACCCGCGUCACGAGUGGCAGCAUGGAGGGCCUGAACCUGAUGCAGCUGCGCAAACGGGCUUCCAUCCCCACCUCCCUGACAGCCCUGUCCCUGGCCAGCUCCUCGCCCCCGGUCAGCGGGCGCUCCACCCCGAAGCUGUCCUCCCGCAGCGCCGCUCAGGACCUGGACCGCAUGGGGAUCAUGACGCUGCCCAGUGACUUACGGAAGCACCGGAAGAAACUGCUUUCGCCAGCCGCUCGGGAUGAGAACCGAGAAGAUAAAACCACCAUAAAAUGUGAGACUUCCCCUCCUUCCUCACCCAGGACACUGCGGCUGGAGAAGCUGGGGCAUCCUGCCCUCAGUCAGGAGGAUGGCAAAAGCUCUUUGGAGGAGCAGACCAGCAACCUGAGCAGCAGUACCAGCAGCCAGGACUCCCUGCACAAAGGCUCCAAGAGAAAAGGAAUCAAAUCUUCCAUUGGGCGUUUGUUCGGCAAGAAAGAGAAAGGCCGUCUGAUUCAGCUGAGCCGAGACGGAGCCACCGGCCACGUUCUGAUGACCGAUCCUGAGCUCAGCAUACAAGAUUCGCUAGGACUUGGCAAGCUGGGAGCCCAAGCAGAGAGGGACCGGCGGCUGAGGAAGAAACACGAGCUUUUGGAAGAUGCUCGAAGGAAAGGCAUGCCCUUUGCUCAGUGGGAUGGACCGACGGUGGUCUCCUGGUUGGAGCUGUGGGUGGGCAUGCCCGCCUGGUAUGUUGCAGCCUGCAGAGCCAACGUGAAGAGCGGCGCCAUCAUGUCUGCCUUGUCCGAUACAGAGAUCCAGAGAGAGAUCGGCAUCAGCAACCCCCUUCACCGGCUGAAAUUGCGCCUGGCCAUUCAGGAAAUGGUGUCGCUAACAAGUCCUUCGGCUCCACCCACCUCGAGGACGUCCUCCGGAAAUGUCUGGCUCACACACGAGGAGAUGGAGAACAUGGCAACUUCCACCAAAACGGACACAGAGGAGGGCAGCUGGGCACAGACGCUGGCCUAUGGGGACAUGAACCAUGAAUGGAUUGGGAAUGAAUGGCUGCCUAGUCUGGGGCUCCUGCAGUAUCGCAGCUACUUCAUGGAGUGUCUCGUUGAUGCUCGGAUGCUGGACCACCUGACUAAGAAAGAUCUCAGAGUGCACCUAAAAAUGGUCGACAGCUUCCAUCGCACCAGCCUCCAGUAUGGCAUCAUGUGCCUGAAGAGGUUAAAUUAUGACCGCAAGGAGCUUCAGAGGCGGCGAGAGGAAAGCCAGCACGAAAUCAAAGAUGUUCUGGUGUGGACCAAUGAUCAGGUCAUUCACUGGAUCCAGUCCAUUGGGCUUAGGGAGUAUGCAAAUAACCUCAUCGAGAGUGGAGUCCAUGGAGCACUCCUAGCUUUGGAUGAAAAUUUUGACCAUAAUAGUCUGGCACUUGUACUACAAAUACCCACUCAGAAUACCCAGGCACGGCAGGUGAUGGAGAGAGAAUUCAACAAUCUGCUUGCCUUGGGCACAGACAGAAGGCUGGACGAUGGCGAGGACAAGGCCUUCCGGCGAACCCCGUCCUGGAGAAAGCGCUUUCGCCCUCGAGACGUUCACAGCAUCGACAUGCUCAGCGGCUCGGCCGAGACGCUCCCCGCCGGAUUCCGAGCGACCGCCUUGGUGCCCUUGCCGCCCCCCUCAGCCCCGCUGAAGAAAAUGCCACCAGAAGCACAUUCCCACUACCUGUACGGCUACAUGCUGGCUGCCUUCCAGGACUAG
This is a messenger RNA of Emys orbicularis (European pond turtle), 3666 nucleotides long. It is a transcript of the gene PPFIA4, whose product is annotated as PTPRF interacting protein alpha 4. Gene Ontology annotation, molecular function: protein binding. Gene Ontology annotation, biological process: synapse organization. Gene Ontology annotation, cellular component: presynaptic active zone. The record is from RefSeq and is a predicted model, not a curated record. The coding region runs from base 1 to 3666 and encodes 1221 amino acids. The transcript is spliced from 29 exons. Lineage: Eukaryota; Metazoa; Chordata; Testudines; Emydidae.